UCUCACGAUCACUACCCAUACGAGACAACGGCUCAUGAAAUACAGGAACAGGUGUCAAGCAAACAAGCGUCACGCCCGACACUCUAUGCCAUCCACGUCCUCGGACUCAAAAUGAGCCAACCCAACAAUGGGCUCCUCACGCCCUCGAGUGGCCAGGAGCCAUCCCAAGCUCCCAGGGGCGAGCUCGAGCUGCCGCGGGAGUACGGCCAGCCUGGAAUGAUCAGCUCCCAAGCUACGCGAGACACAUUGCAGCGAGCGUUUCCUCCUGGCGCCGUUAUGCCAAGCCAGAACACAAAUCGUCUUGCUCGCAUAUGGAGAUCUUAUGAUGACAUGGAUCCCGAUGCCCGAAGGCUUGUGGAUGACUUGUUAGGAACACUCGCCUCUUUCAACAACCAGGAACUUUUUUGCAACGACACUGUACGCAAGAACUUCUGGGAUCGCUGGGUGUAUGCAUCUGGCUGGGAUACCAAUUCCACAGUCGACCACCCAGGCAAGAUACGAGAGAGAUCGGCAGCUGAGAGCUCGGUGCGUGUGGGAACCAUCAAGCCCGGAAUGCCUCGAUCGCAAGCACGCGUGAAGAAGAAUCAAGGAACACCCGCCCACCGAGCCGCGGGACAACCUGUGUUCCUUAAACCACAUCUCAACUGGGAUGACUAUACCCUCGCGUUUAUCUACUGUGACAUCCGAGGCAGUACGAUCCAUUCCCACUGGGUGGAUCUCACCCCAGGAUACAGCUCAGUUCAGGCCCGAGCUGACGCCACCUUGCGCUGGGAUGUGGCGGAGUGCAAGCGUGUGACAACACACAAUACGAUGGUGGUUGCGUACUGGGCCCGUUGCCGACUGGUCCAUUGGCUCAAGGAUCGUCAGCCAAGGGCUCAGCAGCUCAGUUGUGAAGGACGACCAAGCGUGGAGGUCCCUCGAACGGAGGACCAUUCCUUGCUGGAGAGACUUAGGACAUGUUGCAUGGCCGUUGAGGACCUUACGGCGUUCGUGGUAGAGUUCCGAAGUGUACACGCUAAGCGUAGUGAUAAGACCUAUGGAAAGGCUAGACUGGAUGUCUAAGGGAACCUGAGGAGGCUGGAUUAAGGACUAGGACUUAGUUUUUUAAUAGGCAAUUUAGCUUAUGACCUUAGUGGCUAAGAUAAAUAACUAAGCUAAAAUAAAGGAAUGGAA
This is a messenger RNA of Trichoderma harzianum CBS 226.95, 1173 nucleotides long. RefSeq lists its product as hypothetical. The record is from RefSeq and is a predicted model, not a curated record. The coding region runs from base 112 to 1062 and encodes 316 amino acids. The transcript has a single exon. Lineage: Eukaryota; Fungi; Ascomycota; Sordariomycetes; Hypocreales; Hypocreaceae.